Messenger RNA from Dermochelys coriacea (leatherback sea turtle), 2265 nucleotides. RefSeq names its product methylenetetrahydrofolate dehydrogenase (NADP+ dependent) 2 like (gene MTHFD2L). Lineage: Eukaryota; Metazoa; Chordata; Testudines; Dermochelyidae. Gene Ontology annotation, biological process: tetrahydrofolate interconversion. Gene Ontology annotation, molecular function: methylenetetrahydrofolate dehydrogenase (NADP+) activity; methenyltetrahydrofolate cyclohydrolase activity; methylenetetrahydrofolate dehydrogenase (NAD+) activity. Gene Ontology annotation, cellular component: mitochondrion. The record is from RefSeq and is a predicted model, not a curated record.
GGCUGCGAGGCUAUAACAUUGCAGUGUGGAUGUUCGCACUUGGGCCGGAGCCUGGCCUCUGGGACCCUUGCAGAGCAGAGCCUGAACCUCUCUACACUGCAACUGCGUAGCCCCUGGAGCUGGAACCAGCCUGGAGGGGCCAGGCACAGGUGUUUAACUGCAGCGUAACCUACUCUCUGAGCUCAGCUAGCCGGGGCAUGGGCUAGCGAGGCUGGGCGUGGGCUGCCCAGGGCCCCACUGCUGCCGUCCACCUCACAAUCUUUAAGGCGUUUGUUCUCACGGCACCCCUGGGCGGGGAGGUGCGGUUAGGCCAUCGGAGGUCCGCAGCUGAGGCCCAGAGGUGCCCAUCUCCUCCUGCUGUCAAUGGGAGUUAGGGGCCUAAGGACCUUUGAGGACUGGAGCCAACCCGACCUGCCCACAGGCGCACCCGGGGUCGGGGCACUCGCCCACCUGCGGGGCCUGCAGCUCCCAGAGCCCCACCUGGCCGUGACCGGCCGCCGACCGUGGGCUCCCGCCUUACGCUGACUCCUCCGCCAUUGUGCCCGUGGGCCUGGGGCGCGGCGCGGCGCCUCGGGGUGUGGGAGGGAGGCGGGGCCCGGGCUCCCCGGGUGUGGCGGGGAUGAAGAGCGGACAUGGCGGCGGCCGGCGGCGUCUCCUCGCUACGCUCCUGCCUGCUGCGUCUGGGGAGAGGGCGACCCCGGCCCGCCGGCUACAGCAGCAGCAGCAGCAGCUGCUCCCCGCGCAGAGCCGCCAGUGAUGAAGCAACCAUUAUCUCAGGGACUCAGCUUGCUAAAGAAGUCUAUAAAGAAGUCCAGAGGGAUGUAGAAUCAUGGAUGUCCCUUGGGAACAAGAGACCUCAUCUCACUGUCAUUUUAGUAGGGGACAACCCAGCCAGUCAUACGUAUGUAAGGAAUAAGAUGAAGGCAGCUGCUGCUGUAGGUAUCUGUAGUGAGAUAAUAUUGAAGCCUAAAGACAUUUCUCAGGAAGAACUUUUAGAUCUGACUGCCAAAUUAAACCAUGAUUCAAGAGUUAAUGGUAUAUUAGUCCAGCUACCUCUUCCAGAUCAUAUAGAUGAACGAACAGUCUGCAAUAUUGUUGCGCCUGAAAAGGAUGUGGAUGGAUUCCAUAUUAUCAACAUUGGACGACUGUGUCUUGAUCAACCUUCUGUAAUACCUGCCACAGCUGCUGCUGUUUGGGAAAUUAUAAAAAGAACAGGAAUACAAACAUUUGGAAAAAAUGUUGUUGUAGCUGGACGAUCUAAGAAUGUAGGAAUGCCUAUUUCAAUGCUUUUACAUACAGAUGGAGAACAUGAAAGGCCUGGAGGUGAUGCUACUGUGACAAUUACUCACAGAUAUACUCCAAAAGAGCAGCUAAAGAUCCAUACCCAACUAGCUGACAUUAUAAUAGUAGCUGCAGGUAUUCCAAAGUUGAUUACAGCUGAUAUGGUUAAAGAAGGUGCAGCUGUGAUCGAUGUAGGCAUCAACCAUAUCCAUGACCCUCUGACAGGGAAAACCAAAUUAGGGGAUGUGGACUUUGAAGAGGUAAAGAAGAAAUCUGGCUUUAUCACUCCAGUCCCCGGAGGAGUAGGACCUAUGACUGUUGCCAUGCUCUUGAAGAACACGCUCAUUACUGCUAAAAAGCUCAUUUACUAAAGAGCUACUGCUACACUGAAAAAUGAAUCCAAGUCAUUCUAUUUAUUGAUACAUAAAACAUUUAUUUUUACUACAAAUAUAUUUAUUUCUACAUUGUAUUUAUUUUUUCAUGUAAAAUAUUAUGAAUAUGAUGAUGAUUUACAAAAUAUUGCAAUACCUUAUGUUACCUCCUGCAGCUGAAUUGUGAGUAAAUCAAAGUGCAGUUACAGCUUUCACAUGUGUAUUGUUGUUCUGUAGGUCAAUCUUGUUUAUAAAGAAAAUAAGGACUAAGAUUCUUUUGAAUAUUUUACUCUAAGUCCUAUUUUCAAAAGUGACUUAGUCAGUUAGGACCCAAAUUUUGUUGAAAAUUAAAGAAGCUUAAGCUCCUAAAUGCGAGAUCACUUUUUUGAAAAUUGAACUUAGGCUCCCAAAUCACUUAUACACUUUUGAAAAUUUUAUUCUGAAUCUUGAAUUCCUUGCAAAUCCAAAACUUCUGUUGAUGUCAGUAGGAAUUUUGCAUGCCCAAGUAAUGCAAGAUUCAAACCUAAGAUUCAACUGCAUGCCAGUAAUGCUGAAAUCAUAAAGGGCUCACAUUCAGCAUGUACAUUUUUUUAAACUAACAUAAGCUUACACA